Molecule: messenger RNA, 1761 nt
Organism: Diabrotica balteata
Lineage: Eukaryota; Metazoa; Arthropoda; Insecta; Coleoptera; Chrysomelidae
Source: the annotation of a GenBank genome assembly
ACAUUCGUUUAAAGCAGUUGCAGAUAAAAUUUCGUACCACGAUUUUCUGUAGUAAAACAUGGAGACAGAAGAAAAACUCAAUGAAGCGUCUAGUUUACUGCAACCCGUUCAAAAUGGCAAAGAAAAAGAAACAGCUACACCCACAGAAGUAGAAGAAGAAGAUAUUAUACAAAAAUGUAUAGGAGUUUUAGGAAGGUGGCAUAUUUGGUUAUGCCUAAUAAUAUUUCUAGUCAAAUUUGGUGUUUCUUGGCACCAACUUAGUAUAGUAUUUCUAGCUCCACCUAUUAAUUUUUAUUGUAUCAAUAAUGCAACAGAAAAAUGUCUGUCCAAUUGUACUCAUUUUCAAUAUGAUACGUCCAUAUUUACUAACACUAUAUCCAUGGAAUGGGAUCUUGUGUGUUCAAAAUCGUAUUUACUCAGCCUUACUCAGACAUUAACAAUGCUGGGAAUCUUAGUUGGAAAUAUGUUAUUUGGAUUUUUGUCUGACAAAUUUGGUAGGAAAUUACCACUUGUUCUAGCUGUUGCUCUUCAAGGAUUCUCCGGUUUAGGUGCAGCUUUUUCGCCAUGGUUUACACUCUUCUUAAUCUUAAAAUUUUUAUCUGCAGUAGCGACAGGGGGUACUAUGAUAACAAGCUUCGUACUCAUCAUGGAGAUAAUCGGUACCGAAUGGAGAACAGUUCUUGGCAUUUUGUACCAAAUACCAUUCAAUUUAGGUCAUCUUCUAAUGCCGCUAUUUAGUUAUUAUCUUCGAAACUGGAGGCAUUUUCAAAUAAUGAUAUCAAUACCUUCGCUUUUUCUGAUCUCAUACAAUUGGAUUCUUCCUGAAUCACCUCGAUGGCAACUAGCAGUUGGCAAAGAAAAACAGGCAAUUGAAACAUUAAAAAAAGCAGCCGAACGGAACAAACUACCAACAGAAAAAAUUGAACACGACGUUAAUCUUUAUUUAGAACACAAACGUCUAAACCAAAAGGAAGAAAUUCAUCAAGGAAAUAUUCUAGACUUGGUACGAACGCCGAUCAUGAGGGUAUAUACCAUAGCAGUUGGAUUUAAUUGGUUUGUAUGCGGUCUAUGCUUCUUCGGAGUGUCUCAGUUUAUCGGCCAACUUGGUGGAAAUAUUUUUGUUAACGUUGCCAUAUCUGCUGUUAUUCAAGUCCCUAGUACAAUAUUUGCAUGUUAUGCAACGAAAGCAUGGGGGCGGAAGAAGAGUUUGUUGAUAGCUAACAUUGUAAGCGGCCUUUCCAUUUUUAUAAUGGGUUUCGUUCCGUCAAAUUUACCCUGGGCCAGAACCAUGCUGUCCUCAAUUGGUAUGUUUGGCCUAGCUUUAUCGUUUCCAACUGUCUACAUUUAUUCCGGAGAAUUGUUUCCAACUGUAGUAAGAAAUAUUGGCGUUGGAACAUCAUCCAUGUGUGCCAGAAUUGGCUCGAUGAUAGCACCGUUUGUAGCAACUUUGGGAAAUGUCGAACCGUGGAUCCCGCCUGUAAUUUUUGGCAUAGUACCUUUAAUUGGAGCGAUCUUGUGUCUUAAACUCCCAGAAACGUUAGACUGUAAACUUCCCGAUACAAUAGAAGAGGCUGAAGCCUUAAAUUCAAGCAAACAUAAACCAUCUAGUGAAUCUUAAUUAUUAAUAGAUAUAGUGAAAAAUACUAAAUGUAUAUGCAAACUGAACUGUAAUAUUUACAUAUAAUUUAAAUAUAUGUCUUGAUAAUGUAUAAAAAUAAGAAUAAAUAAAUUAUUGUGAGAGUCUAAACAGAAAACUUUUUC